AUGGCGCCGCGGCCGCGAGCCCUGCCGGGCGCCCUGCUCCUCCACCUCGGGCUCCGCGCGGCGCUCGCCCUGCACGCCCACGGCGACGCGGGCGGCCCGCCCGGUCUCGAGGGCCCGGGGGACCCCUUUGGCCCGCUGCGGGGCGCGCUCCGCGCGGCGCGGGCCUCCCUCGAGGCCCAGGGCAGGCCCGUCGCCGACCUGCGCGCGGCGCUGCGGCGGGCGGCGGGCUCGGCGGGCGGCGGGCCGCGCGGCGCGGCGGAGGACGAGGGGAUCUCGGAAGGUGGCGGGGUCCCGGAGAAGAACGGGAGGUACGAGGGGGCGUCGACCCUGCUGCAGGAGGAGGUCGAGAUGCUGUCGGACUCGCAGCGGGAGAUGCUGCGGGGGAUCCAGGCCGGGUCCAUCGGCAAGAACAGGGUCGAGAUCGUCCUCUCGCACUACAACGAGUCCGUCGGGUGGAGCAAGAUGUACGACGCCAUCAUCACGCCCUACUGCAAGGGUUAUCGGGAUUACCACGGGGGGUACCCGUGGACCCCGCGCAACUGCAGGCAGCUGCCGAAUGUGGGCCGCGAGGCCCACACCUUCCUGCACCACAUCAUCGAGAACUACGACAAGCUUGCGGACUGGACCGUCUUCACCCAGGCGCAGGCGCCCACUGUCGGCUGGUCGGGCGCCGCGGGCGACCGCGAGAACGGCCACGUCUACCCGGGGGUCACGUUCCACGACUACGUCCUGGGCGGAGGGCCCUUCUCCGGCAGCGGCGGCGACAGCCAGGGCGCGCGGUUCGUCUUCAACGGGCACUGGAAGCCCCCUCGGCAAGGAUUGGAGUUCGAGACAGUCCGCAUGUGCUUUGCGGGCAACUACUACGUGGACAUGCGCGAGCAAGGAAAGCCCAAGCGCCUCAACACCACGUGCCCGAGACUGAAGUCGAAAGAGUCGCAGCUCUGGCUGGGCGGCCUCCCCGUCAAUCAGGCCCUGCUGGCGUACAUCGACACGUUAGGCGCGGGCAGCGAGAGGAAUCUAUUCUACUCGCAGGGGGCGCGCUUCGCGCUGUCCCGAGAGAGGAUCCGGCAGCGGCCCCGGGGGUUCUACGAGAAAUUGCUUGGCACCCUGGACUCUGAAGUGUAUCCCGUGGCGGGCAUUUUCGCCGAGCUGCUCUGGUACUACAUUCCCGGUAGGCCGGAUAAGCACCGGCAGCCUUGUGUAGACCAUGCUCAGGCGUGCCCCGAAGGGUACGAGCAGUUGGGCAGCUCUUCGGAUCAUGCCGAGGAUGGCAUUCUGCAGAGGCUGAACACCGGCUCCAUGGCUGAGUGCGCGGCGGCGUGCGGUGCGAACCGCUUGUGCGAGUCGUUCGAGUACCACGCCCACCGCCCUAAGCUAUGCGUCCUCCAGCCCAGUAACAACUCCGCCGAGGGGGCACAGACCGGGUUCUGGGCCGGCGCCGUCGCGUGCCGGCGGACUGGCGCGCGGCGUUCGUAG
Molecule: messenger RNA, 1476 nt
Organism: Prorocentrum cordatum
Lineage: Eukaryota; Dinophyceae; Prorocentrales; Prorocentraceae
Source: the annotation of a GenBank genome assembly